AGUCCAUUUCCAUUCAAUGUUUAUGUCUGCUCCUGCUGUUUACUAAUGGUUGAUUCUUAUGGUUAUGUUAUAAUUGUUUUUAGUUCACAACUUUUAGUAUAUUAGGCUAGGCUAUAAUAAAUAUAGCAGUCUAGAUUUGUUACAAUUUACUAAUAAUCAAUGUAAAACUGAAAUCAAUUACAAACAUAUUUGUAUAAAUAAUAUCUUAUUUUUAAAAAAAAAAAACUCCUAGGUUAAUCCAUUCAAAAUGGAAUUUAUCGUAGCAAGUGUGGAAAAUAUGAAGUUUAACAUUGAAAUAGCCUUAGAAGAACAACAUGGAGCAUUGCCUCUACCUUUUCCUGGAAUGGACAAAUCAAUUGCUGGAGUGUGUGAAUUUUUCCCCAAAGGAACUUGUAUCAAAGGAACAGCUUGCCCUCUGCGACAUGUCAAGGGAGAUCGAACUAUCGUGUGUAAACAUUGGCUCAGAGGGCUCUGUAAGAAAGGAGAUCUUUGUGAAUUUCUCCAUGAAUACGACAUGACAAAAAUGCCUGAGUGUUACUUCUAUUCCAGAUUCAAUGCUUGUCACAACAAGGAGUGUCCAUUCCUUCACAUCGACCCCGAAAGCAAGAUCAAAGACUGUCCAUGGUAUGACCGAGGGUUCUGCCGCCAUGGACCCAACUGCCGACACCGGCACGUGCGGAGGGUGCUGUGCAUGAACUAUCUUGCCGGAUUUUGCACAGAUGGACCUGAUUGUAAAUAUAUGCAUCCAAGGUUUGAGCUGCCGGCAACAGAUGUCAUGCAGAAGGAAGGCAAGAAGGUGGUGAUUGUCUGUCACUUCUGUGGAGAGUCAGGACACAAGGCCAUCUACUGUCAUAAGAUGCCACAGGAGAUGAAGGACGCAGAAGCUAAACAACCGACUAAAACAACUCAAUUGAUCACCAAGACAGGAGAAGAUGGCAAGGAAAUUGUUGUUGCUGUCAAACCUACAUUGAAACCUCUGGAAGAAGUCACAUGCUUUAAGUGUGGAUGCAAAGGUCACUAUGCAAACAAAUGCCCUAAAGGACAUCUCGCUUUCCUAGCCCUAAGUCAAAAUCAGAACGCCCCGCCGCCAUACAAAAGAUAACUUCAAGACUAUCAUAUGUAUUUUUGUGUUUUAUUUUUAAUCAUUAUGAAAUCAGUGGAAAUCGCCAUAAAUGAUUGUUUAUUUGUACA
Molecule: messenger RNA, 1191 nt
Organism: Homalodisca vitripennis (glassy-winged sharpshooter)
Lineage: Eukaryota; Metazoa; Arthropoda; Insecta; Hemiptera; Cicadellidae
Product: cleavage and polyadenylation specificity factor subunit 4-like
Exons: 6
Coding region: 248-1102 (284 amino acids)
Molecular function (GO): RNA binding; zinc ion binding
Source: RefSeq, a predicted model, not a curated record